AUGUUCUUGGAAGCCCUUCUCGAUUCUGGUGCUGAAGGGUUGCAGUUCACUAGAAGUAUCAUCAUCUCUAUGCAGAAUGAUAAAUUGGGGGCACCAUGUGAAUCGUACGACCCUGAGGAUGACGGCUUGGACUUCGGUGAUGGCGGUAAAUGGGAGGACCAAGGGGAUGACUGUGGUCAAUGGAACUACCAACCUAAGGUGCUGAACAUCCUCCUACGGCUGCUGAUCAGCAAAGUCCCGAACGGGUGCCUACAAACCUUCCGUUGGUGUCACGCUACCAGAGUUUCGAGAAAGACGCUUGAGCUUGUCGCUAGACGUCACGGUCAUUGCCUCACAACCCUUCAAAUCUACAACAUCUUUCCUUGGACUUUCGAAGCGGACUUUUCCGCACUCACCACACUUGAUGCUGGAGGUAUGCAUCUGAACUUUGCAUUGUCUUGGGCGUCAAAGUCUGUGGCCAGCAGCCACAACUCGUUGACUCAUUUGAAACUUGGCUGCGAGACAUUUCUUGCGCAGUCAUAUCUUGGCAAAGAAGAUUUCUUGACCGCGAGCGAAGCAUCGGACUUUACCCAAGACCUGGAUGAUGGUAUACGCAAGAGCCUUCCAACCCAGGGUUCCAGCAAGCUUGACGAACAAUCAAGUCUACGGACGUCGAUUUUGACUCUUCAAUCGCUCCACCUCGUUGGGAUUGAUUGUGGCAUUACCCCCAAGAUUGGAGCACCCACAAUGUUGGACAUUCAAAAGCUCACUUCGCUUUGCUUGGAGUCUUGUUUCAAUUUGAGGCAAGGCUUCCCCACGCUAUCUCCUCAGCGAAUUCCAGAUGCGCCACCGCUAUUACCUCAGCUUCGUAGCUUCAGACUAAGACAAGAAUGCUCCGACGCGUCAUUUCAAGACGGCUUAAAGGCCUUCCUGCUUGCCUCAAAAGGGCUUGUACACCUGGCUGUCCUGCUCGAAGGUUCUGGUCCCUUCUUGCCCCCGGAUUGCUUCGUUGGCAACCAUGGAUCAACUCUGCGGACGUUAGUUUGGGACCAAAGACAAGGUGCUCGGACAAAGCUUGAUGAAUCUACCAAUACAGCUACUGCAUUUAUGAUGUCUAGUUCCCUUGACAAGAUCGUUGAAAAUUGCCCUAAUCUACGAGAGCUUGGGUUGGCCGUGGACGCUCUCACCAGUGGAGACCAUGCGCAUCUUUAUCAGUUUAGUCGGCUUAAAUACCUCAAGACUUUGAAUAUCCGCAAUUUGCCAACCCAGAAAGCAGAUGCGGAGACCUCGUCCUUCCCAAGAUUCCAUGCAAUGAUCGCAAUGGACGUUGCCAACGCGCUCUUAUCAUAUGGCUCAUGUCUUGAGACCCUUGGACUUGGCUCAACCACGUGGACAGAUAUUUGGCAAGGACGGUCACGUGAUUUAUACCAUCGUCGGCGCGGGGUAAAAUUCUGGCAGAAAAAUACUUAUUUUUAA
This is a messenger RNA of Letharia columbiana, 1455 nucleotides long. RefSeq lists its product as uncharacterized. Bases 1 to 1455 code for a protein of 484 amino acids. The record is from RefSeq and is a predicted model, not a curated record. Lineage: Eukaryota; Fungi; Ascomycota; Lecanoromycetes; Lecanorales; Parmeliaceae. The transcript has 3 exons.